Messenger RNA from Saccostrea cuccullata (small rock oyster), 2727 nucleotides. Its product is annotated as protein white-like. Gene Ontology annotation, biological process: transmembrane transport. The coding region runs from base 1 to 2016 and encodes 671 amino acids. Gene Ontology annotation, molecular function: ATP binding; ATP hydrolysis activity; ABC-type transporter activity. Lineage: Eukaryota; Metazoa; Mollusca; Bivalvia; Ostreida; Ostreidae. The transcript has 21 exons. Gene Ontology annotation, cellular component: plasma membrane. The record is from RefSeq and is a predicted model, not a curated record.
AUGGCGCGACAAUACGAUGACGAUGAACACCCAAAAUUGAUAAUUCUUAGAUUUUAUAAAUUGUCAUCGCAAAUGGAUUGUGGAAAACCAAUAUAUUACACUAACAUAGAUCCUGAACUUGGCUUCCCCCAAAAAGACUAUGAAGAGAACUAUUGUAGUCAGGUGUACCCAGUCACUUUGUCCUGGAAGGAUUGCAGCGUAUUUUCCUUGCCGAAAAGGAACCUCUUUUGCUUUCUAAAUAAAGAAGACGAACCUCCCAAACAAAUUUUAACCAAUGUGAGUGGUGUAAUUAAACCUGGAAGGCUCACAGCCGUCAUGGGAGCAAGUGGAGCCGGAAAGUCGACCUUGAUGAAUAUGUUGACCUUCAGAAACAGAGGGUCACUUGUUAUCCAGGGAGAUAUAAAGGUCAAUGGAGUAACAAUGGAGAAAGACAAAAUGGCGAAUCUCUCCGCCUACGUUCAGCAGGAUGACGUUUUCAUUGGAACAAUGACAGUUAGGGAACAUCUGGUUUUCAGGGCAAUUUUAAAAAUGGACGGACGAACGCCAAAAGCGGAAAAACUUCAGAGAGUGGAGGAAGUUAUACAACAGCUUGGACUGACUAAAUGCGCAGACACAAUGAUUGGAAUCCCAGGAAAAAAGAAGGGAAUUUCGGGAGGAGAAUUAAGACGACUUUCGUUUGCCUCUGAGUUGCUUACAAAUCCUCCAUUGAUGUUCUGUGAUGAGGUCACUUCUGGUCUGGAUUCGUUCAUGGCCCAAAGCGUUAUACAAUCACUGAAGACCAUGGUUCACACAGGACACACCAUUAUGUGUACUGUACAUCAACCCUCCUCAGAAGUGUUCGAAUUGUUUGACGAAAUCAUUUUAAUGGCGGAAGGGAAGAUAGCAUUUUCGGGGCCAGUAUCACAUGCUAUUGACUUUUUCAAAAGUGUUGGUCAUCCCUGUCCGGUAAACUACAAUCCUGUCAAUCAUUUUAUUCUUACUCUCGCCAUAGUUCCGGGAUACGAAACAGAAUGUAAAGGGCGUGUAGAGAAAUUGUGUGAGUUCUAUGACAGUAGCUCGGCCUCUAAGAGAAUAGAUCAUUUUGAUGUCACAAUGGAUCCAUACGAGCGAAGAAUGUCACAAAAAUUGCUUGAAGAAUCUUUACAUUCCAUAUCAAGCAGUGGACCUUCAUACUUUCAGCAACUUUCAUGUGUCAUGUGGAGAAGUUGGAUAACAAAUAUACGAGAGCCCAUGUUGGUCAAAAUAAAGUUCAUUCAAACAAUACUCUUUGCCCUGUUUAUGGGUUUGGUUUACCUGAAAACUUCCAAUGAUUACAAUCAAGAGGACAUCAUGAAUAUCAACGGAGUUAUCUUUCUUCUUAUCAUCAGUUUUACCUAUAACAAUUUAUUUCCAGUCUUAAAUGUUUUCCCUAAAGAAAUACCGGUCUUUUUAAGAGAACAUGGCGCUGGUCUAUACAGAGUUGAUGUGUAUUACUUCAGUAAAAUGGCCGUUGAGAUUCCAUUUCUCGUCAUCAACUCCACGAUGGUCAUAGCCAUUGUUUACUGGAUGAGCGGUCUUGUACAUGAUCUCAAUGCCUUCAUCAAUGCUACAAUUAUUUCUAUAUUAGCUGCAGCAUCCUCGUCUUCGUUUGGUUAUGCUAUAUCUGCCGCCUCACCGUCAGUUACUAUUGCUCUGUCCCUAGGACCUCUCCUCAUGACCCCUUUUCUUCUCUUUGGAGGGUAUUUCCUAAAUAAUGGGUCGGUGCCCGACUACUUUCUGUGGGUCAAGUAUUCCUCCUGGUUCUUAUACAGCAAUGAAUUGAUGAUUACAAAUCAGUGGAAUGGUGUCAGACAUAUUAAUUGUGAUGAUGAUAAUUCUACGGUGUGUAUCCACACGGGAAAAGAAAUCAUUCAUAGUCUUAAUUAUAACGAGGACAAUUUCUGCUUUGACCUUGUCAUGCUUUCGACCAUUAUCCUGACAUACCGGAUUCUGGCUUUUCUCAUUCUCCUGGUUAAAGCCAAGUUGUCAAAGUGUUAGGAGUGCAGUAAAAGUUACUCGGAUUUAGAAGAAAAAUUAAUGAUUAAUAAUUGAAUAUUAAUGAAUUAAUGAUAAAAACGUAUCUUUAGAGAUCAUUUACAAAUCCAAAAAUAAAGUCUUAUGCUGGAAUUAGAAGAAACUGCACAAUUUAAUGACAAGACUUUGUACUAUAGAAUACUCCAUUUCACCACUUCGGAAAUCAAGUAGCUGCCAUGGUCAAAUGAGUGAAGAGGCAUUGAAUGUACCUUUGACUUCAAUUUCUUUGCGAUUCUUUGAUGAAGAUUAAAAAGUUAUUAUGCAUUAUGUAUAGUAUACAAAUGCAAUCACGAUCACAUCAAAAUGUCCUACAAUGAUAUUUAUAUUUCAUAAAUCAUUUGGGAUAAGCCUGAAAUUGUGUUGUCUUUCAAAUUUUGUUUUGAUACUCAGACAUAGAAUAGUGCAUGAAAUAAACCGUAGUCUUUCCUAGGACGGAUACAUGUAGUUAUGUAUGAGCAUAUGUAAGAGAGUGAAUGAGAGAAUGAAAGAGAGAGAUUGACUAUGUCCUAAGAUAUCCAUGUCAAUGUAUUCAUUGUUUGUAUAUUUAAAUUAUUUCUUUGCCUGUUACUCUUAUGCACAUUUAUACAUGUAAAGUGAAUGGUUCAGCCUUUAUUAUACUUGUCGACUUGUUUCAAAGCAAAGUCUUCAACAAAUGUGUUAUAUCAAACUGUUAGA